UCCAACAGUCGGCUAACAUUUAACCGGAGCAGUCGAAGAGAGCGCCACUGAGUAGUCUCAGCACUGGAGGUUGGACAAAAAACGGAAGCGCGUGCCGCAAAAAGUUUACGGAAAUAUAACAACAUACGCCAGCGAGCGCAGCAGGAAAAGUAAUAAAAAUCCAAAAAAGUUCAUAGCACGCAACACAAAGCGCCAGCGCCACUUGAGCCAAAAAACAAGCGACAAUAAAGCGCAGAAUUUAUUAUUAAAUAAUUGACAAAAAAAAAGAAAGAAAACCGUGCAGUGCAGUCAAGUUGCAAAAAUAACACAAAAUGUGGCCCAACUUUGUUGCUGUCAUAGCGCUGAUGAGUCUAGCGCUGUUCGCCUGGGCGCAAGCUGGACCUGUGCCAAUUGUGAAUGAGCACCAACAGCUGAUGCCCAAGGUGCCCCAAUGGCAUUGCUUACGCUACUUCAAGCACGAUGUGCUGAUGAUGCGACGUUGUCGACACUUGCGCGUGCCCACAGCUCCACGUCUAGGAGAUGUGCUCAUACGCAAGCGUAAGAAAUAGACUAAAGCACAGUCAAAACAUAAACAGCAACAACAAAUGCAGAGGACUGAGCAACAACAAAACGAAUUACAAUUACAAUUAAAUUUAUAUAGAGUAGCUUUUGAACAGGAUUUCUAAACAGACCAAAGCGUAUAACCAAAAAAUAUUUAUAUUUAAAAUGAAUUUAUAUCUAAGCCUAACCAAUUGUACUUCAUAGCGCGUAAGAUUUCAA
This is a messenger RNA of Drosophila busckii, 759 nucleotides long. RefSeq lists its product as uncharacterized. The record is from RefSeq and is a predicted model, not a curated record. The transcript has 2 exons. Bases 312 to 548 code for a protein of 78 amino acids. NCBI's taxonomy places the organism in Eukaryota, Metazoa, Arthropoda, Insecta, Diptera, Drosophilidae.